GGCUUGCGUCCCCUCACCCGUCGCCACUAUACGCCGCCGGUGCCUCUCCCAUCGUCGCCGUCGUGUAAGUUUUUUUUCCAGUUCUUUUAUACAACGAGGCUCAUAACAGUAUGAUGGUAUGUGACAGAAAUCUAUUUGAUGCAGUAUGAAUAUCGACGGUGUGAUUCCAUGUUCUGUUCAAAAGUGGGUUAGCCUAGUUGACAAACUGUCACCAAGUCAGAAAUUCAGGUUUUAUGAAACGGAUAUGCAGGGCAUGUUUAGAAUACCAUCGAUAAGGAUGCGUGAUUUUUUGCUUCACUUUUUACUCCAAAGUUACAAUCCGAGUAGCAAAAAAUUCAUGGUUCAAGAGAGUUCUGGAAGUACUGCUGGAUGUAAAGGUCUUAUUUCAUUAAGGCCUGAUGAUGUGUACUCCAUAUUUGGUUGGAAAAACAAUGGAGUGGAUGUUUUUGGGUUUCUUAGUACUGAAGGAGAAAAAGCAACCAAAAAAAUACCAGUUAGUUUUGUUAGCAAGAAAAAUGGUAAGAUCAUGAUUGAUGAUCUCAUAGAAAAGAUUGUGAAGGAUAAGAGCACUGAUGAUGACUUUAUUCGGAUGACAUUUCUAGUUCUCUUAGGAACUAUAAUUGCACCAGUGUCUCAUGAAUACGUUCCGAAAAAGUACUAUGCCUUAGUGAAAAAUAUUAAGUUGAUAAGGAAGUUCAACUGGAAUGCAUUCACUUCACGAUUCUGUUUAUCGGAGAUUGGUAAGCUUCUGCAGGACGGCCAUGUUAGGCAGUGGCCCCAGGGGAACCUCGCCCUUUUGCAAUACCUAUACUGGGAGAAGGUGCAACCAAUCACCGGUCCAAAAUAUGAUCCGUUGGCAUUGUUGAGCCCGCUGAUGAGGAACUGGACGGAAGAUAUGGCUGUGAGAAGAGACAAAUACGACUACGAAUAUGGUCGUGGUGUUGGGAUGAUCGAUGACAACAUUACAGAGGAGUAUAGGUUGAAAAAAAUUGCGGAAGAAGAAGCUCAAAAAACCAAGAAAGCUAGUAGCAAAAAAUCUAACGUUACUGGAACGAGGAAAGAGGGCAGUACCUCGGAGGCUUCGAGCCAGAAGCCUACUAUGGACCGGAUUUUGAGUGAGAUGAAUGAGCUUCGGAAGGAAAUGCUUCGUUUGCCAGAGAGGAUGAUUGAGAAACUGAACAAAACCGGCGUCUCCUACAAACCCAGUAACCUGGAAGAGGACGAAGAGAAUCUGUACGGAGGCAUUAAUGAGUCUUCAAACGAUGUUGGACGUCCGCAAAAAGAGUUUGUAUAUCAAAAAGAUGAUUCAGACCGGUUCCGCACACCUUCCAAAAUGAAUUUGCAAAAGGAUGAUAACGGCGUUGAUGUAACUUCUCGUGAAAACACACCUUUUUACUGCACACCUGAGUACUGGGAUAGUUUCAAGGGUGAUAUGGAUGAUCCUGUCCAAGUACCAGAAGUAUCAGAUGAAAAAGCUGCCACAUCUUUAGAGACGGACGAAAUCGCAUCGCAUGCGUCGGUUGGUUCUCAAGGAGUACAAGAGGAAGUGGAGGAGGUUACUGGCAGGCGCAAGCGCAGAGGAUCACAACAUGUCAAGUCUCCUUAUGUGGUCCCUAAACCAAACAAACGUGCAAAACGUUCUGCCAAAGGAAAAUUGUUCCAAAAUGGUGAUGUUAACAAAUCUGGUGAUGAGUAUGAUGUGGUGAAAGCGUCCAUCAAGUACGUGCGUGCGCAUGAGCAUUUACAAAAACAUGCCAAAACAGAAAUUUUCAAUGAUGGCAUGGAAGAAGGUCUCACUGUGAGGAGAGCUUGUCAGAUUAUUAACCAUGAGUGGCUAAGUGGCGACGUAAUUGAUGCAUACUCAUCAUUUUUGGUCGACAAAGUUAAUGAUGAUCGUUUCAUGUUAACAACUUGGAGGAUACAUUGGUUGCUUCACGUUAGACCCGGAAAGAAGACCGCCGGUAAUGAUUAUGAAGCAGAGUCGCAUAGUAAUGGACCCGUGAACAGAUGUGAGGACGAGUAUUUCAAAAAAUCAAAGACUUACAUUCCUCUAAACAAGCAAAAUAAUCACUGGAUUACUGUCGUCAUGCAUAGCGGAAAAAGAGAGUUUCAGGUUCUUGACUCGUUGAUGACCGGAAAACUUGACACUGUUACUAGAGAACUCGUUGAGGACCUGAGAAAACAACUAGCAGAAGAUAUCCAAGAAGCAAAUGCAACCGGAAUUGUGAAUUAUCCGGAUGUUUCCAAGUGGCCUAUUCAAACGUAUGACAUGCCAAAACAACAUGAUGGGUACGCAAGUCAUGUUUGGACUACGAUGUACAAUGAACGCUGUGCUAACACCAUUUUUUUUCAGACCUCAAUUGAUGAUUCGAGAGAGUUAAUGAUUGCGCAACUUAUAUUUUCGGAAAGAAACAAGCUUGAUGAAGUGAAAAACAAAGUUAUUCGGAUAUCAAAGAAGAAGAAAUAGAUGCGGCACGGAGGAGUUUUG
Triticum aestivum (bread wheat) is the source of this 2488-nucleotide messenger RNA. RefSeq lists its product as uncharacterized. Lineage: Eukaryota; Viridiplantae; Streptophyta; Magnoliopsida; Poales; Poaceae. Gene Ontology annotation, biological process: proteolysis. Bases 146 to 2467 code for a protein of 773 amino acids. The transcript has 9 exons. Gene Ontology annotation, molecular function: cysteine-type peptidase activity. The record is from RefSeq and is a predicted model, not a curated record.